AUGGGCCGGCAGCGCAGCCCCCCGGGGCCGUGGUGGGGGCGGCUCCUGCGCUCCGGGUGCUGGUGGCUGCUGUGGCUGUGUGGGACGGUGCUGCGGGGGCUGCGCUGGCUCUGGAGGCUCACGUGGGUCGCUGGGGGGUGUCACCAUGUCACCGUGUCACCACAUCACCACGUCACCACGCCAUCCGGUAGCACAGCUGCGGGAUUGGGGCCCUUGAUCUGCAGGGGCUGGCUCUUGGCUCAAGGCACUGUAUGGUUCUGCCCACCAAGAGCCCUGGGCCAUGGGGACAUCACUCCAGGGUCUGCACUCUGCAGAGCAGAUGUGAGCCGUUCCCUUCCCCAGGUCCUGCUGAUCUGCUACAAGAGCUGCUGGGACAGCGCCUUCCAGGUCACGGAGGAGCUCGGAACAUCGCUGCAGCUGAGGCUGGAGGGGAGCGAGGAGGAGGAGGAGGAGAAUGGGAGCUCCGAUUCUGUGCUGGAGCCUGGGCAGCCAGUGGCGCAGUGGCAGGGGCACGGGGAUGCCAGUGAGGCCGUGCUGGAGAGGCUGGAGGGGCUGGAGGCCGACGUCCGCUUCCUCUGCACGGAGCUGGGGGCAGAGAAGCUGCUGUGGAGUAGCCGGUUCCUGGAGCUGCUGCGGGAACAACAAAGCCUUCGCCAGCGGGUGAGUGCCCCGUGGGGUCCCAGCCCCCCCAGCCCCCUCUGGCACCCCAGCCCGUCACACCCUGUCCCAGCUGCAGGAGCUGCCAUGGCAAUGGAACCGCAGCGACAGCCCCGAGCUGCUGGGGGAAGUGGAGGAUCAAAGUGCCAGUGGGAGCGAGGGAGAGAGCCCAGAAGGACACCAGUGGACAGAGCCACUGUGGCAACCACGCAGCACCACCCAGCCUGAUGGCAGGAAACAUAAGUGAAGGUGUGAGCAGGGCAUCAGCGAGUCACCAAGGAGCCACACGUCCCUCCCUGCCCAGGCUGCUCAGGACACAGGCCAGGAUGGUGCAGUCCCAGCUGUGUCGCCGUGUCCCUGUAUGUGCCUCCACCCAUCGGUGCCAGCCAGGCCUGGCCCCAUCCAGCAGAACUGCAGCCAUUCCUUAGGAGCAGGAACCAGCCGAGGGGCAGGUCGGGGUGAGCUGCUGGCCCUGGGGCUGCCCCAGGAGGAGUCACAGCCACCCCCUGCCCAAAGCCACCCCAGGGCUGACUGUGCCCUGGUGGGGCUGGCUCUGGUGGAGCCCGCUGAAGAGCAUCCUCCUGAUCUACUGCACCUUGUUGGGAGGUUCCAGGAACAAGAAGUCUGCUCACCAGUGGCCACAGACACUUUGCACAAGCUGGAGCUGCUGCAGCAUGGAUUGCAAAACUCACCCCUUGACUUCCUCGUGGGCCAGACCCGGCCCCUCCGUCAGCAGCUCUGCUCGUGCUGCAGGGCUGGGCCAGCUCUGGUGACAGCGGCUCCCCCCUCAUCCCCCAGCUGAUGAGCCCUGGGAGCUCUGGUCCCGUUUGGAGCAGGGCUGAGGGGCCUCCCCUUGCCCAGGAGUGGC
Corapipo altera (White-ruffed manakin) is the source of this 1525-nucleotide messenger RNA. RefSeq lists its product as uncharacterized. Lineage: Eukaryota; Metazoa; Chordata; Aves; Passeriformes; Pipridae. The record is from RefSeq and is a predicted model, not a curated record. The transcript has 5 exons. Bases 1 to 885 code for a protein of 294 amino acids.